Lactuca saligna is the source of this 327-nucleotide messenger RNA. Lineage: Eukaryota; Viridiplantae; Streptophyta; Magnoliopsida; Asterales; Asteraceae. The record is from the annotation of a GenBank genome assembly.
AUGGAAGGUAAUGAAUUUACUUUGGGAUAUUUGGAGACGACGAAGGUGGUAAGGAAUUAUGGAUCACAUUGGGGGAUUAUGAAUUUUAAUGAUGAUGGUGAUGAGCAACCGAACGACCAACCCAAGCAACAACCACAACCGAUGCCAAGAGGAAGGAAAAAUGUAAGACGAAGAGGCGAAAGAGAACAACCGGUGCACCAGAAUGCACCCAUGGGAGGACUCAACUUUAGGGGAGACAUGACAAGUUACUUUGAUCAACUAUCGUUAAGUGUGAACUGGAUUGGUGGUAUGGUGGAAAAUUUGGUGCAACAAUUGCAUGUUGAGUAA